This is a messenger RNA of Toxorhynchites rutilus septentrionalis, 2209 nucleotides long. RefSeq lists its product as uncharacterized. The transcript has 2 exons. NCBI's taxonomy places the organism in Eukaryota, Metazoa, Arthropoda, Insecta, Diptera, Culicidae. The record is from RefSeq and is a predicted model, not a curated record. The coding region runs from base 948 to 1751 and encodes 267 amino acids.
UCAGACGGUGCGAGUAAGCAUACGAGUCGGUCUAGUCAGUUACUGCAGUGCAGCUACUCACACCGUGUGAACACAUCAUGCCAGUUAGUGUCAUGAGUAAUCCGGCGUGCGAGCUACUUCAAAGUUUUUUGAUUUUACUCGCACUCGCAUCCCUAAAAACGUCAAAAACAGCAUUUAGCGCUCGAAUCGGGGAUGCCAAACGUAAAGAAAUGUCUCCAUUUUGAAGAUAUUUCAAAAUAUUAACAAACUCGAAAAUUCUUGGAAAACAAAUAAAACCCACAUAGUUUCUAAAUAAAAUCGUUGUUAUUUUGUUUUAUACUCUUUCUUUUUGAGAUAGUUUUCUUGAAAACAAAAACAUAAGCCAUCCAUGAGUGAAGACAUCAGAUGAUAAUUCCAUAUGCCGUGCAAGGAUAUUUGAGAAAGAUACCUGGCAUCCCUAAUCAAAGAUAGAAUAUCUAUAUUAAAUGGCGGCAUCCGUGUUUGUGAGGCAAAUUUCUCUAUCAGAUUAGUAUACUUGAAGGCAGUUUUAAACCGUUAAAAUUUGAAUGAAAAUUUCAUACAUACAUUAUUUGACCAUUUAAAGCACGUGACCCUGAUCCUCAAUAAACUAUUUUCCUAUAUAUUUUUUUUAUAUUUCCACCAAAACUUAUCAUUAUAGUAUAAAGUUAUCAUCAGACACAAUUUUCGUUCAAGAUUCACUCACUACUUGCAGAAAAAGUAUUGUUCUAUUAAACAGAAUACAUAUUCGAUUUGAAAAAGUUCAUUUUCAUUCAUAAUUUCAAUUUUUGACGCGUAUUUAUUCCACCUGUAAAUCAACUAUCAUUUUCACUUCACAAAUCGGCACAAGAAGCUGCUGUCAAGGCGAAAUACGAAGAGAUAGUAGUCCGUGUGCAUUCUGUUUGUUUGCAUGUUUUUUCGUGUUAGCAGCAGCAGUUAAAAGCAAAAAAAUGACGCAAAGAUGGAAUUCGGAACAAAAUGAACACUUUGUGGAAUUAUAUAAAGAACAAACCAUUUUGUGGAACUGUAUGGAUCCCAAUUAUAAAAACAGAGAUUUGCGUAAAGCCUCGCUUGAAUACAUUCGUUCAGAAGUGGGGUUAUCGGAUACGAAAGAAGUUACAAAAAAAAUAAAAAAUUUACGUUCUACAUACAACCAGGAGAAAUUAAAAAUUGAGAAAAGCAAACGAAGCGGAUGUGGUACUGAUGAGAUAUAUAAACCUUCCGUCCAAUGGUUCGAUGCCAUGGAUUACAUCAUGAAUAUUAUUCAUCUGAAGGAAAAACAAACAAUAAGUAAUCUAGAACCAUUUCAUGCAUCAACAUCUGGGAGCGAUUUUGCUGAAGAAAUUACAAUAAUCGAUGAGGAGUACCUCGAUGCUACUGAUGAAAACAACGCUGAUGAAAUCCUACCAAAGAAGCCAUCGAACAGAAGAUCGAAGAAGAAAUUGUCAACUGAGCAGUCUACAAUACAAGCGGCCGUGAAUGAACUGAAGGAACUGAAUAAUAAUUUAACAGUGUCUGCCUCGAGUAUGGGAGAACCAGAAGAUGAAUGUGAGGCAAUUGGAAGACAUGUUAUAAUGCAGCUCAGACAGUUAUCCCCAAUUGAUAGAAUUGAUGCGACAGAUGAAAUACAUGCAAUUCUUUCUAGAUACCGUAAGAAUGCCCUCUGCGUCAGUAGAAUGCAAUACACAUAUUCUGAUCACGAAUAUACUGAAACAUCACAGGCGACUGUAGGUUUUCCACCAAGAUCACCCUAACGUCCUACAUCUUCACAAUCAAAUCAACAGUCGCAAAUACUAUAACCAAGUCAUGCAAUAUUGUACUAUUUUUAAGGAUCACUUUCCAUACAAUAGAACUUAGAUAAUAAAAAAAGCUACUUACUUUAAUAAAAUCUUUUAGACUGAAAUUUAUAGCGUCACAUACUUCCGGAAUUAUCUUAGCUAUGGAUGCCUUCGAGAUUCUAAAAAAUAUCGACAAUAAUCUGAACGAUAUUCCAGAGGAGAGGUACACCAAAGUAAUUUCUAAUUUCACUCUUGCAGGUAUAGCACCCCUCAUAAGUGUAUCUUGGCGUUGUAUUUUUGGAGCAAUUAAAUCCAAUAGUGUUUCCACUUGUUCUGGUGUUACUCUCAACACUGCUCUGUACUCUCGGGGAUCAUUAUCGUAGAGUUCGUUCAGUAUUGUAUUUGUUGCUCCUUUUUUUUGCAUCCAAUUCCUG